Molecule: messenger RNA, 590 nt
Organism: Pelobates fuscus (common spadefoot toad)
Lineage: Eukaryota; Metazoa; Chordata; Amphibia; Anura; Pelobatidae
Product: cytochrome c oxidase subunit 5B, mitochondrial
Exons: 4
Coding region: 77-457 (126 amino acids)
Biological process (GO): mitochondrial electron transport, cytochrome c to oxygen
Cellular component (GO): mitochondrial envelope
Source: RefSeq, a predicted model, not a curated record
AGGACAGGAAGUGUGCCGCAGUUUCCUGGGAGGGUCUCAGUGUCCCCGGCUCCCGGUUUGUGAUCUCAACUCUGUCAUGGCUUCAAGGUUACUGUUCCGCAGCGCUGUUCGGGCCCUCACCCGGACCGGUACCGUCCGUGCUGCAGCCCCGGUUCGCAGCAUGGCUGCUGGCGGAAUCGCAAGUGACGCGGAACAAGCUACUGGCUUAGAGAAAGAGAUAAUGACUGCACAGGCACAUGGCAUAGAUCCAUAUAGUGUGCUUAAACCUCAGACAUAUGCAGGGACCAAGGAGGAUCCUCAUAUUGUUCCAUCAAUUACCAACAAGAGGAUUGUAGGUUGCAUCUGUGAGGAAGAAAACACAUGUGCAGUCUGGUUCUGGCUUCACGAGGGAGAGGCUCAGCGCUGUCCAUCCUGUGGUUCCCAUUACAAGUUGGUUUCACACCAUCUCUCCCAUUAACAAGCAUUGCUUACCUGUGCUGUCAGUUUACCCAAAAGCUCCCAUUUUAUGUUGAGUUUACAAUAUUGUGUAAUGUAUCUUAAUUCCACGUGGCUUGGGACCAUUAAUAAAAUUCAGCUUUCCAGCCUCCUUA